This is a messenger RNA of Helianthus annuus (common sunflower), 1513 nucleotides long. RefSeq names its product chloroplast stem-loop binding protein of 41 kDa b, chloroplastic. Gene Ontology annotation, biological process: rRNA processing. Gene Ontology annotation, cellular component: cytosol. Lineage: Eukaryota; Viridiplantae; Streptophyta; Magnoliopsida; Asterales; Asteraceae. The transcript is spliced from 10 exons. The record is from RefSeq and is a predicted model, not a curated record. Gene Ontology annotation, molecular function: RNA binding. The coding region runs from base 206 to 1354 and encodes 382 amino acids.
CAAAUGAAAAGGCCAACCAGAAAACAAGAAAGAUAUGGUUGAGAGUGUGAGAGUGUAGUUCAUGGACAGAACCCAAAGAAGAAAAGUGGGGUCACUUGUUAUCCUUCUUCCCUUCAACUGAGACUCACAAUCAAGAUAUGGUUUUCACACCAUCAUUAAACAUACCCUUCAUUCAUCUUCAUCUUCAUCUUCAUCCUCAUCUUCAAUGGCAGGUGGUGUUGCAGCAGUGCAGCACAAUUUCAAACAAUACCCUUCUGUCUCACUUCUUCCCUCUUCUCAAUCCACCUUUUGUGGCACCAAAUUCAUCACCUCCAUUCAGUAUAAGAGGAAAGUAUGUCAACCGAAAGGAGCUUUGAAUGUGACAGCAUCAAGCUCCAAGAAAAUUCUUGUAAUGGGAGGCACACGUUUCAUCGGUAUCUUUCUUUCCCGAAAACUUGUUGAAGAGGGCCAUCAGGUAACUUUGUUCACUAGAGGAAAAGCACCCGUCACACAACCUUUGCCCGGUGAAGCAGAUGACGCUUACAAUGCUUUUAAAUCCAAGAUACUGCACUUGAAAGGUGAUAGGAAGGAUUAUGAUUUUGUGAGGACCAGUGUUGCUGCUGGAGGCUUUGAUGUGGUCUAUGAUAUAAAUGGGCGUGAGGCAGAAGAGGUGGAGCCUAUAUUAGAUGCAUUGCCGAAUCUAGAACAGUACAUAUAUUGCUCUUCAGCCGGUGUUUACCUUAAAUCUGACCUUUUACCGCAUCGUGAGAUAGAUGCAGUUGAUCCAAAAAGCCGACACAAGGGGAAGCUUGAAACAGAAGCCUUAUUAGAAUCAAAGGGUGUUAACUACACUUCUAUAAGGCCCGUUUAUAUUUAUGGCCCGUUGAACUACAACCCUGUCGAAGAAUGGUUUUUCCAUAGGUUGAAAGCGGGCCGACCCAUCCCAAUUCCCAACUCGGGUUUACAAGUAACCCAACUUGGUCAUGUAAAGGAUUUGGCUACAGCGUUUAUUAAGGUUUUGGGGAAUGCGAAAGCAAGCAAGCAAGUUUACAACAUAUCAGGAGAUCGAUAUGUUACCUUUGAUGGAUUAGCAAGGGCUUGUGCUAAGGCUGGUGGAUUCCCUGAGCCUGAGCUCAUUCAUUAUAAUCCUAAGGAGUUUGAUUUUGGGAAAAAGAAAGCCUUUCCAUUCCGGGACCAGCAUUUCUUUGCAUCUGUGGAGAAAGCGAAAGAGGAGCUUGGAAUCGUACCUGAAUACGGGUUGGUUGAAGGUUUGACCGACUCGUAUAACCUGGAUUUUGGUCGUGGAACGUUUAGAAAAGCAGCCGAUUUCAGCACAGAUGAUAUAAUUCUUGGCAAGAGCCUUGUUUUAAGCUGAUUUUAUCCUCAGCGGUUCAAAAGAUUAUCGAGUAAUGAAUACUGUAAUUGUGUAAAAAGAUCAGUUUGUUUGUUGAUUCAUUUGACAGAUUUCAACAGAUAAAAGAACCAUUCGUUUUCCAUCAACUUUUUUGUCAUAUAUAUGUCAAAACUUACUAAA